This is a messenger RNA of Mastomys coucha (southern multimammate mouse), 3287 nucleotides long. It is a transcript of the gene Ptgs2, whose product is annotated as prostaglandin-endoperoxide synthase 2. NCBI's taxonomy places the organism in Eukaryota, Metazoa, Chordata, Mammalia, Rodentia, Muridae. Bases 221 to 2035 code for a protein of 604 amino acids. Gene Ontology annotation, cellular component: neuron projection; cytoplasm. Gene Ontology annotation, molecular function: prostaglandin-endoperoxide synthase activity; heme binding; peroxidase activity. Gene Ontology annotation, biological process: response to oxidative stress; cyclooxygenase pathway. The transcript is spliced from 10 exons. The record is from RefSeq and is a predicted model, not a curated record.
AUGGGGGAAAGCUGUUGGGGGUUGGGGAAAGCCGAGGCGGAAAGACAGAGUCACCACAACGUCACGUUUUACAGACUUAAAAGCAACCAAGGUCCUCCCCGUUAGCAGCCAGUUGUCAAACUGCGAGCGGAAGAGCUUCAGGAGUGUCAGGACCCUACUCACUCACAAAGCUCUGCAUCCCGCCAGCUCCGCCGCUGCCACCGCCACUGCUACCUCCGCGAUGCUCCUCCGAGCUGUGCUGCUCUGCGCCACCCUGGCGCUCAGCCAUGCAGCAAAUCCUUGCUGUUCCAACCCAUGUCAAAACCGCGGUGAAUGUAUGAGCAUAGGAUUUGACCAGUAUAAGUGUGAUUGUACCCGUACUGGAUUCUACGGUGAAAACUGUACUACACCUGAGCUUCUGACAAGAAUCAAAUUACUGCUGAAGCCUACCCCAAACACAGUCCACUACAUCCUGACCCACUUCAAGGGAGUCUGGAACAUUGUGAACAACAUUCCCUUCCUGCGAAGUUCAAUCAUGAGAUAUGUGUUGACAUCCAGAUCACAUUUGAUUGACAGUCCACCAACUUACAAUGUGCACUAUGGUUACAAGAGCUGGGAAGCCUUCUCCAACCUCUCCUACUACACCAGGGCCCUUCCUCCGGUAGCAGAUGACUGCCCAACUCCAAUGGGUGUGAAAGGAAAUAAGGAGCUUCCUGAUUCAAAAGAAGUGCUGGAAAAGGUUCUCCUGAGGAGAGAGUUCAUCCCUGAUCCCCAAGGCUCAAAUAUGAUGUUUGCAUUCUUUGCCCAGCACUUCACCCAUCAGUUUUUCAAGACAGAUCAGAAGCGAGGACCUGGGUUCACCCGAGGACUGGGCCAUGGAGUGGACUUAAGUCACAUUUAUGGUGAAACUCUAGAAAGACAACAUAAACUGCGCCUUUUCAAGGAUGGAAAAUUGAAAUAUCAGGUCAUCGGUGAAGAGGUGUACCCUCCCACAGUCAAAGACACUCAGGUAGAGAUGAUCUACCCUCCUCAUAUCCCUGAGCACCUGAAGUUUGCUGUGGGGCAGGAAGUCUUUGGUCUGGUGCCCGGUCUGAUGAUGUAUGCUACAAUCUGGCUUCGGGAGCACAACAGAGUGUGUGAUAUACUCAAGCAAGAGCAUCCUGAGUGGGAUGAUGAGCAACUAUUCCAAACCAGCAGGCUCAUACUCAUAGGAGAGACCAUCAAGAUAGUGAUCGAAGACUACGUGCAACACCUGAGCGGUUACCACUUCAAACUCAAGUUUGACCCAGAGCUCCUUUUCAACCAGCAGUUCCAAUAUCAGAAUCGGAUUGCCGCUGAAUUCAACACACUCUAUCACUGGCACCCGCUGCUGCCUGACACCUUCAACAUUGAAGACCAGGAGUACAGCUUCAAACAGUUUCUCUACAACAACUCCAUCCUCCUCGAACACGGACUCACUCAGUUUGUUGAGUCAUUCACCAGACAGAUUGCUGGCCGGGUUGCUGGGGGAAGAAAUGUUCCAAUUGCCGUACAGGCAGUGGCAAAGGCCUCCAUUGACCAGAGCAGAGAGAUGAAAUACCAGUCUCUCAAUGAGUACCGCAAGCGCUUCUCCCUGAAGCCUUACACAUCAUUUGAAGAACUUACAGGAGAGAAAGAAAUGGCUGCAGAGUUGGAAGCCCUCUAUGGUGACAUUGAUGCUAUGGAGCUGUAUCCCGCCCUGCUGGUGGAAAAGCCUCGUCCAGAUGCUAUCUUUGGGGAGACCAUGGUAGAACUUGGAGCACCCUUCUCCUUGAAAGGGCUUAUGGGUAAUCCCAUCUGCUCUCCUCAGUACUGGAAGCCGAGCACCUUCGGAGGAGACGUGGGUUUUAAGAUCAUCAACACUGCCUCAAUUCAGUCUCUCAUCUGCAACAAUGUGAAGGGGUGUCCCUUCACUUCUUUCAAUGUGCAAGAUCCACAACCUACCAAAACAGCCACCAUCAAUGCCAGUGCCUCCCACUCCAGACUAGAUGACAUUAACCCUACAGUCCUAAUCAAAAGACGUUCAACUGAGCUGUAAAAGUCUACUGACCAUAUUUAUUUAUUUAUAUGAACAAUUUAAUUUAAUUAUUUAAUAUUUAUACUGAAUGCUUUUUUUCACUUAACAUCUUCUACAACAGAAGGCAAUGUUCUUGAACAAUGUUACAUUUGUGAAGAUUCCCAUGUUUGUACUUUGAAUAUGUGUUACCUGAAAGUGAAAGGGAAGCCAGCUUUCAUUUUUCUGCAUAAGCCAGUGAGAAGGGAAAUGAAUUUUGAUAUCUUUAUACUUGAAUUUCAGCUCAUGAAUAGCUUAAUAAGAACAAAGGAAAGAUGUAUGGAUAUUUAAGUACUAUUACAAGAUGAAAAAUGCUGCAGGUAUCAACACUGUUGGUUAUGACUGUGUCUUCCUGACUUUGUUAGGAGCAUGUAAUGUGGAUUUUUUUAAAUCUUGCAUAUCUUUAUCUCAUCAAACAAAGGGGUACAAGUUCAGUUUUAAAUGAGCAUCUAAGGCAGAUACUGGCAACUCUCUCAUUUUUAAAAAGCAGUCUUGAGACAAAUAAUUUGAAAUUUCUAAAUUGGGAGUUUGAAUCACUUUUGAAAGCUCUUGUUUUCUUAAGCUGUCAAGUUUGUACCCACACAAAUUAAACAGCUAUCAUAAACAUAAAUCUCUAAAACUAGUAGAAAUUAUGUUAUGAUUGAUGGUUAAGAUACCACGUCAGGCAUUUUUCUUUUCUCAGGAGUAGUGAAAAGCUACUUACUAUGACAAUCAGACCUUCCUUGUAUGUCAAAAUGCUGGCGUAGGAAGGUGGUAGAGCCAGUGCUGCUCUGCGUAUGAGCUUUAAAGCUUGUUUAUGAGUGGUAGCCAGCAAAGCCUAGAGCAACAAAACAAUUCUACAAAAGAAGUAACCAAGGAAAAAAGAAGGGUUCCAAGUUAAAGAUCACGUUCAAGGUUAAACUUCUGAAGGAGACUUUUGGAUCCUGCUGUGGUGCUGGCCUGGUACUCAAUAGGUUUUUGCUCUGAGGCUAAAGACUUGCCAGGCUGGCCUUUUAAACAGUUUUUCUGUUACACAGUAUGAUAGAACAGUCUAUCUCUUAAUGCAAAAGGUAUCAGUGGCCUUGUGAGCCUCUUCAAAAUGUUACACUGACUCCCAGCUGAACUGCAGUAGGCCCCACGCCAUGUGGGAGUUCAGCCUGGACGCCAGCAUGCUGCUUUUCUUAGUUCUGUUUCUUAUAGUCAUUUUACUAUGAGGAACUGCUGAUUGAUUUUUUGUUGCUGUGUUCCAGGGUUUUUU